Messenger RNA from Funneliformis caledonium, 139 nucleotides. NCBI's taxonomy places the organism in Eukaryota, Fungi, Glomeromycota, Glomeromycetes, Glomerales, Glomeraceae. The record is from the annotation of a GenBank genome assembly.
AUGGUUAGUCAAGAAUAUUUGGAGAAUGAUAACAAUGAUUUCAAUACUUUGUCCUUUCCUAAUGCAUCACUAUGUGACGGUUAUGAUGGUAAUGGUGAUAUGGCAUCACUUUAUUCCAUAAGGCCUGAACGAUCUUAUC